AUACCCUUCGUUCGCUCCAGCCUCCUACCCUACUCACCCACCAACUACCGCCACGCCUCCGUAGCAGCAAGAGAAAAAAAAAAUCGAGAAAAAGAGAAGUCGGAGAAUCCAAGAGAGAAUAAGCAAGCCCUCGAUCGAGAGAUGGAAGUGUCUCCGCCGCAAGAAGAGGAGUCGAAGUUGUCACCGGCGAUCGCGGCGGGAGGAGACCGCGAAGAGGUGUCUCCCGAGCCAAGAAGGUAGCAUCUGCUCCCGCUUCUUGUCCGUUCUCGCAGAUCGGUGAGUGUUGGUGUUUUAGAUCCCGGAGAAACGACCUGUUUCUUCCCGGCCCGUUUUUUUUCUUCAUGUCGGGGAUGCCGAUUGCUGGCGGAGAAGAGGUGGAGUUCGCGGCGUGCGAUUGCUGCGGGAUGACGGAGGAGUGCACGCCGGCGUAUAUUGCCGGAGUGCGUGAGCGGCACGGCGGCCGGUGGAUCUGCGGCCUCUGCGCGGAGGCCGUGCAGGACGAGAUCUGCCGCUUCCGGCUCCUGAUCUCUCCCGAGGAGGCCAUGGUCCGGCACGCCACAUUCUGCCGUAACCUCCGGUCGGCCAACGCGCCGGCGGCCGGCUCGGCGGAGCAACUGAUCGCCACCGUCAAGCAGCUCCUCCGGCGGAGCCUCGAAUCUCGGCGGACGGUGGGCAGCCCCCGGUCCGCAAGCGACGGUACGCCCCGGUCCAGUCUAGACCGGACAGGUAACGGCCUUCCUGCCUUGCUUGGCUAAGAAGGAUAAAGAGCAGAGAAUCAAUAUCUCAAAAAAAAGAGAAAAAAAAAAGGUGAGGCAGAAAAAACAAACACGGAUAUUAACGAUAAAAAGAAACAAUUAUUUACCAACUUGCAAUCUCAAGGAUUCAAAGAAUAUCUUUUAUGUCA
Messenger RNA from Zingiber officinale, 904 nucleotides. RefSeq lists its product as uncharacterized. Bases 342 to 755 code for a protein of 137 amino acids. NCBI's taxonomy places the organism in Eukaryota, Viridiplantae, Streptophyta, Magnoliopsida, Zingiberales, Zingiberaceae. The record is from RefSeq and is a predicted model, not a curated record. The transcript is spliced from 2 exons.